Molecule: messenger RNA, 2031 nt
Organism: Rotaria sordida
Lineage: Eukaryota; Metazoa; Rotifera; Eurotatoria; Philodinida; Philodinidae
Source: the annotation of a GenBank genome assembly
AUGCAUAAAGAAAGUCCAAUAUCUCUUGCUUAUUUUGGUAUAUUCGAUGGUCAUGGUGGUAAAGAAGCAGCUGAAUAUGCACGACAAAGUUUAUGUCAACAUAUUCUUGAACAAGAUGAUUUUUGGCCAAAUACUUCCGAUGAAAAUCAAAAUGAUCAAUUAAUAUUAUCAGCUAUUCGACAAGGUUUUCUUGCAUGUCAUAAUGAUAUGUGGAAUCAUGUUGAAAAAUGGGCAAAAACAUCAUCCGGAUUACCGAGUACUUCAGGUUGUACAGCAAGUGUUGCAUUUGUUCGUGGAAAUAAAUUAUAUAUUGGUCAUGUUGGUGAUUCAGCUAUUGUCUUAGGUGAAGGUGAAACCUUAUAUAAACCAUGGUUACCCAAUCGUCUAACACGUGAUCAUAAACCUGAAGAUCCACUUGAAUUAAAACGUAUACGUGAAAGUGGUGGAAAUGUUCUUUGUAAAGCUGGUGUUCAUCGUGUUGUUUGGAAUAGACAAAAAAGCACAACAACAUCAUCACAUCAAUAUCGUCAUCGACAUCAACAUUCAAUAACAACAACAACGACAACAGCAGGAACAACAAUUGAAUAUGAACAAAUACCAUUUUUAGCUGUUUCACGAGCAUUAGGAGAUUUAUGGAGUUUAAAUACAAAUACAAAUCUUUAUUCUGUUUCACCUGAACCUGAAUUAACUGUUAUUGAAAUUGAUCCAAAUAAACAUCGAUGUUUAAUAUUAGCAAGUGAUGGUCUUUGGAAUAUGAUAACACCAGAAGCAGCUGUAGAAAUUGUUCGAAACUGUGAUGUUAAAACAGAAGAAAUGAUUCUUAAAUCAGAAGAUGAUGAUCAUCGACCAUUUCGUAAUCCAUCUCAUGAACUUGUACAAAAAGCUUUAACAUUAUGGCGUGAACGAAUGUUACGUUCUGAUAAUAUAACUUGUGUUACAGUUAUGCUUGAUCCACCUGGACCACCAUUUAGUGAUUGUAUUGUUAAAAAGAAAAAAGAAAGAUCAACCUAUUCUAUGUCAUCAUCAACAAAUUCAGUUUGUUCAGAUGAUACAAUUGAAUUAGAUCAUCCAUCACCACUCACUCCAACAACAAUGGCUAUAACAACACCUCAACGACGUAAACCUGCUUUAGAACGUAAAGAACAUAUUCUAACACCAAUAUCAAAUGGACCAACACCUGUGCGGACUCCAAAACGUCCAGCAUCGGAUGAUGUGUCAACAUUAAUUGUUGAUAGUCCACGUCGUAAAUUAAUAAAAACAAAUCAACAAAAAGAAAAUGGUCGAACAUCUCCUACAACAAAUGGAAAUUUUACUGAAUCAGAAAUGAUAUCUUCUCUUCCAUCAUCAUCAUCAUCAACAAAUACUGAAGAUGAUGAACAAGAAUUGCUAAGGCUUACUGAACAAACACCAAAAUUAUCCAUGUUGGAUGAUGACGAUGAUGAUGAUAGUGAUGAUUUAACUCGAAAAGUUGAACAAUGUCUGCGUCAUAACAGUGAACAACCAUUAGAAGAUCAUUUUAUGGAAAUUGAUCAACCUUCACAAGAUUUAUCAAAUGAAAAUUCGAAAGAAAAAUCUAAUCGUCGUCGUUCACAUUUUCGUCGUUUUUCUUUAUCAAAAACUUUUCAUAAUUCAUCAUCAAAUGAAGAAGAAUUAGAAAAACCAUCUCGUUUACAUCGAACACGUUCAGUUUCAACAACAAUACCAAUAAAUAAUGAAAUAAAAUCUAAAAUAAAUUUAUCACGUCGACGAAAAUCAUAUAGUAGUACAGGUUUAACAAUUGAUUCGAAUAAUAUUCAAAUAGAUAAAUUAAAUAAUAGUGAUAAAAAUUUAACAACAAAUAAUCUUGAAAAAAAAUCAACUUCAUCAAAAAUAAAAUCUUCGUUGUCAAAUUUUGUUAUUCCAACAUCAAAACAAUCAUUUGCAAAUCGUGUUAAACGAGCCUUUUCACGUCCGCAUCGAGCUUCACCAUCAUCACGUCGUCUUAUUCAUUCCAUUGUUUCAACAUCAUCAUCAUCAUCAUCAACUUCAUAA